This is a messenger RNA of Microthlaspi erraticum, 807 nucleotides long. NCBI's taxonomy places the organism in Eukaryota, Viridiplantae, Streptophyta, Magnoliopsida, Brassicales, Brassicaceae. The record is from the annotation of a GenBank genome assembly.
AUGAAUCGCCACCACGAUCCCAAUCCCUUCGACGAAGAAGAUGAAGAAAUCGUCAAUCCGUUCUCGAAAGGUGCUGGUGGCGCUGGAAGGGUUCCUGUGUCAUCUAGGCCAGCUGGUUUUGGCAAUAACCUUGACGCCACCGUUGAUAUUCCAUUGGAUACGGUGAAUGACUCUUCAAAGAAACAGAGAGAGCUUGCUGAUAAGGAAGCGGAACUUAGGAGGAGAGAAAUGGAUAUUAAACGAAGAGAAGAUGCUAUUGCUAAAUCUGGCGUAAAGAUAAACGAUAAAAACUGGCCACCCUUUUUCCCAAUUAUACACCACGACAUUGCUAACGAGAUACCAAUUCAUGCGCAAAAACUGCAGUAUCUGGCUUUUGCUAGUUGGUUGGGUAUAGUUUUGUGUCUCGUAUUCAACAUCAUUGCGGUGACAGUCUGCUGGAUUAAAGGGGGAGGUGUCGUAAUCUUUUUUCUUGCCGUAAUCUAUGCGUUGCUUGGAUGUCCAAUUUCAUAUGUGUUGUGGUACAGGCCCCUCUACCGAGCAAUGACGACUAAUAGCGCUUUCAGCUUUGGUGGGUUUUUCUUCUUCUACCUGAUUCACAUUGGCUUCUGCAUAUUUGCCGCCAUUGCACCUCCAAUCGUUUUCCGUGGACAAUCAUUAACGGGUGUGCUGGCAGCAAUUGAUGUAAUCUCAGCCAGUUUAUUAGCCGGGAUCUUCUACUUCAUCGGUGUCGGUCUCUUCUGCUUGGAGUCGCUUCUGAGUCUGUGGGUUCUCCAGAAAAUAUAUAUCUACUUCAGGGGAAACAAGUAA